AUGUCCGACUCCACCGACCAACUCGUUUUAAACCAACGCCGCAACCUCCCCCUUCGCGCGACUCCUGCCACCUGUGCGGGCAAGACCUACAUCGUCACCGGCGCCAACGUCGGCCUCGGCUUCGAAGCCGCCAAGCAUCUCGUCGCCCUUGGGGCUGGCAGAGUUAUUCUCGCUGUGCGAAAUCUCGCGGCUGGCGAGGCCGCGAAGAAGAUGAUCGAGCAGGCGACCGGCGGCACGGGCGUGGUGGAGGUGUGGCACCUCGAUCUCAGCAGGUUUGACUCGGUGAAAGCGUUUGCGGGGCGGGCAGUGGCUGAGCUGGCGCGCAUUGAUGCGAUUGUCGAGAACGCGGCGGUGGCGAGGACGGAUUCGGUGCGUGCAGAGGGCCGUCUCCAGGGAAUGACGGUGAAUGUGGUGAGUACUUUUCUCCUGGCGGUGUUAUUGGGGGAGAAGAUGAGGGAGAGCGCGAAGAAAGUGGGCGCAAUGGUGAGGGUCGUGAUCGUCACGAGCCGUCUGGGAUUUACGAUGAAGGAGGAGUGGACGGAGAUAUGGGAGCAGCCGCUGGUGGGAAUUGAGGAGGAUGAAAGGUUGUAUGCGCAGUGUUAUGCUCUGUCGAAGUUGAUGGAGAUCUUCGCGGUGAAGCAUCUUGCCACGCUGCUGCCGGUAGAGCGCACGGGGGUCGUCUUCAACCUUGUCUGUCCCGGCCUGUGCAAGACGGAGCUGAUCCGGAAUACUUCGCCGGAUCGCAGGGCGGAGAUCACGAAGUUGUAUGAGCGUGCUGGGCGGACUGCUGAGGAUGGUAGUCGAACCCUACUGCACGGGGCCGUGGCCGGGAAGGAGUCGCAUGGAUGUCUUCUGCAUUCAUGCGAGCUGGACGAGAGCGAUGUCCCCUCCUGGGUGACGGAUGAAGCAGGAAAGACAAUGCAGCAACGAAUGUGGGAGGCUAUCGCCAAAGAGCUGGAGUUGAUUCAGCCAGGAUGUGUCGAAGAGAUGCUCGCACUGUAA
Aspergillus saccharolyticus JOP 1030-1 is the source of this 1002-nucleotide messenger RNA. RefSeq names its product putative short-chain dehydrogenase/reductase family protein. The record is from RefSeq and is a predicted model, not a curated record. NCBI's taxonomy places the organism in Eukaryota, Fungi, Ascomycota, Eurotiomycetes, Eurotiales, Aspergillaceae. The transcript has 3 exons. The coding region runs from base 1 to 1002 and encodes 333 amino acids.